UCCAUGAUGUACAGUUAGGUUGUUAUUUGAACCCAAGAAAAUGGCUCGAACACACGUUUAUUUUUGUGCUCUGUUCAUCAGUACCUUUUCUUCUGUGGUACUAGCUUUGGAGCCGGUGUGUCCAGUAUGCUCAAAGUAUGAUUACGAAGAGAAACUUUUAGAGAGGGUGAUACGAAUGGAGUUCACAGUGGAAAAAAUUGUGAAAGACAACAAAGCCGCCGUCAGCGAUCAAAUUAAUGAAGGAUUGGACAUUGUCAGGAGGGAAAACGCUCAACUGAGGGAGUUGAUAAGUGAGAUGUCAACUAAUCAUACCGAUUAUGAAAGGCAACAGUCCAACAAGGUCGAGGAGUCUCUAAGCAGCGCUCGUGCGUCCCUGGACGAUGCGAUUCAGCUGACCAAAGCCAAAGAAACACCGUUUGUGCUUUUCCACGCUAGUAAUCCGAAAGACCGAAGUCCCGCCACAGGAGACACAAUCGUGUUCUCGGACAUUCAAACGAACGAAGGAUUGGGGUACGAUGACGUCACCGGGAAGUUUACCGCGCCUGUGUCUGGUCUCUACAUGUUCUUCAUGCAAGUCUGCGUUCAAAACAGUGUCUAUGUUAACUUACAACUUGUGAAGGAAGCUAACGUGCUGAUUGGUAGUAGUUACUUUCAUACUCAAGGGUAUCCGUGCUCCAGUGCCCAGGUGGUCACGCGGCUUGUGGAGAGUGAGAGCGUCUGGGUGUAUUGUGUGUUAGGACGGGGCUCAGCCCAGCUGUAUCACGAUACUAACGUUCGCUGGACCAGUUUCGGGGGAGCUCUUGUUCAUAAAUAAUUAAAUGAGGACCUACUGCCCCCAUGUUGGUGUUGUACACGCACCAGAUGACCUGAAACAUACCGGAUUCAGUAACUGCGAAUACUCGAUUUUGAACAUGUCUCACCUGAACUAACUACAAGACAUGGUCGUUUGAAAAUAUAUUCACUUAAGCUACCAAAAACACCCACGAAGCUCGAAUGUGUUCUGUAAAUGUAGAGUUAUUUUGCUAAAAACAAAACAUCUUACUCACAUAGUUUUAGCCUGGCGCAGCCCUGCGUCUGCCAGUGAAUCGUUAACUGAAUAUCAAUCAGUGAACAUUUUGCAGAUUUUAGCAAACCGUUAACAUUUAAUCAAAUUUAUUGAUAUGCAUAAAUUGUUAAGAUAAUUCUGUUUCUUAUAUUUUGGUGUACAAACAUUUGAGUUUCUUUAAUUUCAAAUAAAAAAAAUAAAG
Messenger RNA from Mya arenaria, 1247 nucleotides. RefSeq lists its product as uncharacterized. Gene Ontology annotation, molecular function: protein binding. The coding region runs from base 41 to 814 and encodes 257 amino acids. The transcript is spliced from 2 exons. The record is from RefSeq and is a predicted model, not a curated record. Lineage: Eukaryota; Metazoa; Mollusca; Bivalvia; Myida; Myidae.